GGUAGGAGAGACUCGAGUAAAUAGAUGUCAGCCUCAUCGAAGCAUCCUGAUACGGCAAUGGCCGGCUCAUAGUAGUCGCUUACCCCAAGUGAAAGCGCGUCGGAGAGCUCAUCGUAUCGCGCCAGGCGGAGGUGCUGCUGGCGCCCGCGGUCGGAGGCCCGUGCGCAAUUAUCGCUCUCUCGCAUCUUUGCGUCCCGUCCGUCGACCAACAUCGCCCGCUCGUCAAUUGGCACUCCAGGCAACCCCGCAGCCAUGCCUCGAUCACUCGCCCGGCUCCGGUACAAGCCGCCACUAAAUCCCGUCACUUUCGCCAAUACCACCAGGCGCAUCACUCCGCAGCAUGUCGAGCACAUGCAAAAACGCAUCGCCGUCUAUGUCGAGCGCCAAUCCAACCCCAGACAUCUCCGUCUGCAGACUGUUGUGAAUGAAAAGGCAAGGCGGCAGGCGACGGGCCAGCGUGUAGUGUCGCCCAUCAAGCCGUAUACGCUUCGGGAUGUGGUUGAUCCCGAGGGCACAGCUCGGCAUGGCGAGAUUAUCUACAUUUUCCGCAACACCAAGACGAAUCAGAUCAUCUACUCGCUGCAGGAGCUUCUCGACACCCACCACCUCGAACAACUCCCCUUCAUGGGCAAGCACACGAAACCCCCCGUCCUCCGCCCCGACGAAUGGGUCCCCCACUGUGUCCUUACCUUUCCCACUCCUGCACAAGGCCAUAAUGCUUUCCGCAAACUGCGCGAGUUCCGCCGCCUCCACGAGACAGCCUGGGACAAAACAAAUCCAGAAUACCUCCGCAUGGACCGCAAGAAGCGCAUGCUAAAAAUCAUGGACCAACGCGCCAACACCAGCGCCGACCUAGCAGAGGUCCUCCGCAUACAAGAGGCACACGGAGCCAAGACAAGGGAAGAGCAGGAAGAGUUGGACAAGAAAGCGACCGUCUACUUGGACAAGCGAUGGGAACAGAUUGACGCUCUGGCAAAUGCGGGGUUGGCCAAGGAGAAGCCCACGGAUAAUGUAAAGUGGCUCCAAGGCCAAAUUCGCUCCAUGGACCUCAAGUUGAAGAUGAAACACAACCAAAAUGAAGCAGACCAGAAGAGUCUAAAAGCCGCCAAGGAGAGUCUGGAAACCCGGCUACGGAAGCUGUCAUAUGCGUUGCGCAAAGCAGAGCAGUUCAAGAACUUACAGGAAGACUUGGCCAAGAAAGCGGCGCCAGCUAAUGAGAUUGGUGCGCAGGGUCAGUUGGAUGAAUUGAGAGAUCAGGCGCACGUUCUGGCCCAAGCACUCGAGAACCCGGAUCCGACACGUUCAAAGGCAGAUUUGGACAUGGACAAGGAGAUUCUAGCCGGCCACCGCGCCAAGAUAUCCAUGCUCGAACAGGCAUUCGACGCAAAAGCCCAAGCCGAAGCAAGGGACCAUUACAUUGCAAGGUCUGUGCUUCCACAGGCACUGAAGAAGAAGAUUGCCGAACCGUAUACGCUCGAGGGCGUGAGUGUGAGGUGGGCGGAUCUGCAAGACGCGCUCUAUGCGGCUGGUCAGUGGCCUGACGCUAUUGAGCAUGAGCCCCUCGAGAUACACAAGGCGCGCGGAGAGACGUUGUUACUGAGCGCCGAGGAGUUUGAGGCGGAGAAGCGGAAUGAGGUUAGGGGGAUGAUGGAAAAGAUGGGCUUGUUGGACGGAGAGUACUUUGGUGUGAGUGGGCAUGGAAAUGAGAAUGCGUUUGCGUAUGGAGGUGCUGCUGCUACUGCGCAAUAAGGAGGUGUGUAUGAGGUAUGUAACGAAAUAAACUGUAUAUGUACUUGGCAGAUGUACUGUCCCUUCUGUGGACCGAUCCUUUGUGUCUUCGUGGCACUCUCUUUUGUUGUACAAACAAAGUGGUCACCUUGCAUAUCUUUUCCUAAAUUGAAAAAGGCGUAUCGUCAUGCGCUCUGGGUGCGCGGGAGGAGGCAAAGGAAAGUUGAAAGGAGAGGAUGGUAGUAGUCUGACUAACAAUUGGGGUAGCAAGAUCAAGAACGCUCAUCUUGGG
Molecule: messenger RNA, 2020 nt
Organism: Alternaria alternata
Lineage: Eukaryota; Fungi; Ascomycota; Dothideomycetes; Pleosporales; Pleosporaceae
Exons: 2
Coding region: 253-1749 (498 amino acids)
Biological process (GO): DNA recombination; positive regulation of mitochondrial DNA replication
Cellular component (GO): mitochondrial large ribosomal subunit; nucleus
Molecular function (GO): single-stranded DNA binding; DNA strand exchange activity; structural constituent of ribosome
Source: RefSeq, a predicted model, not a curated record